Arvicanthis niloticus (Nile rat) is the source of this 534-nucleotide messenger RNA. NCBI's taxonomy places the organism in Eukaryota, Metazoa, Chordata, Mammalia, Rodentia, Muridae. The record is from RefSeq and is a predicted model, not a curated record.
AUGGGGGAAAAUUACGUCCACCUGCGAUUUACGAGGUCUGUUGGGAAAGAGUCCUCCCGAGCCCACACCAUCAGUGAGCAGGAGCAGAGAAUGAAGAGGUUGGAGAAGCUCAAAAGGGACCUUGAAAGAAUGAAGAACGAGAGAGAUGAACUCCGGGGAAUCCUGGCACAUUAUAUUAACAAGGAUUUGAACAAGAGGUUCAACUUUGAGACCACGAUGCUGGAGAUGCAACACGACCAGGUGAUGAGCGAGCUCAAAAACAUUCCGCAGCAGAUCAGUGAGGCCUUGUAUAUGUGCCAGGAGUUGACUAAAAAUAAUCAACUUUACAGCAUCAGGAACUGUCACCUCCUGACCGAGUCUCUUCAUAUGAAGAGUGAAGUAAAAAUGCUCUGGAAUGAAAACAGGCAGCUGCUUAAGGAGCAGAUUACACUGGACGUGUGUUCUAAGGAAACAAGGAGGCUAUGUGUGGAGGCCAGCAUGAAGAUCUAUGACAAAUUUUCCAAGAAAAUAAAAGACUGUGGUACAUGGAGGUGA